This is a messenger RNA of Penicillium expansum, 1422 nucleotides long. RefSeq names its product aldehyde dehydrogenase family protein. Gene Ontology annotation, molecular function: aldehyde dehydrogenase (NAD+) activity. The record is from RefSeq and is a predicted model, not a curated record. The transcript has 5 exons. NCBI's taxonomy places the organism in Eukaryota, Fungi, Ascomycota, Eurotiomycetes, Eurotiales, Aspergillaceae. Bases 1 to 1422 code for a protein of 473 amino acids.
AUGGGUUCCACACAAACAAGUACGUUCGUGGACGGCAAACCGACCAAUAUUGAGACUCGACUAUUUAUUAAUGGAGAAUUUAUUGAGUCGUCGGACAAGCAGACAUUCAGUAUCUACACCCCCUCAAGCCAUGAACUUGUCGCAGAAGUCUACGAAGCUAGUGUCGAUGAUACAAACAGAGCAGUAGCUGUGGCUAAACCAGCACAGCCGGCAUGGGCUGAAUUGUCCCCGACGCAGCGCAGUGCCCCGCUGAAGAAGCUCGCCGCGCUACUGCGUGAGAACACGGAUGAGCUUGCUUAUCUCGAAGCUGUCUCUGCGCACAAAUUUGAAUCAUUUGCCGAAGCUGGAUAUACUGCCAAGGGAGUGUCUAGCUUGAAUACACCCGGGUUCGUGAACAUGACACUUCGGCAGCCUUUUGGUGUCGUAGCAGCCAUUAUCCCAUGGAAUGUCCCUUUGGUUACUCUCGCAGGCAAGGUUGCUCCUGCUCUCAUUACCGGUAAUACUGUUGUUCUUAAGAGCAGUGAAAAGGCUCCUUUGACAUCUCUCAAACUGGCUCAGCUUUCAAUUCAAGCGGGGUUCUCCCCCGGAGUACUAAAUAUACUUUCUGGACAUGGCCAAAUCAGCGGUGCAACCCUAUCUUCGCACAUGGAUGUUCGCGCGAUAUCUUUUACUGGCUCUACCCGAGCUGGAAGUCUGAUUCAGACUGCUGCGGCACAAUCGAACAUGAAGAACGUGAUUUUAGAACUAGGUGGAAAGUCUCCAGCUGUUAUCUUCGAUGAUGCCGAUUUAGAAUCAGCAGCUGCCAAGACUGCAAACAGUAUUCAGUGGAAUAGUGGACAGGUUUGCAUGGCAAACUCGCGAAUUUAUGUCCAAGACACUAUUGCAGAGAAAUUCCUUCAGCUUUUCAACAUAGCCUUUGGGUCAAUUCAACAGGGAAACCCACUCAACCCAAAGACAAACCAUGGCCCAAUGGCAGAUGACGUUCAGUUUGAAGCUGUGAAGAGAUACAUUGCAUCGGGUAAAGAUUCCGGCACGCUCGCCAUGGGUGGUGCUUCAAAGAACGGGUUCGUGGAGCCGACAGUGUUUACGAAUGUCCCACAGGAUGCAAAGAUCAUGAGGGAAGAGAUCUUUGGCCCGGUGGUGAACAUCAGGAUCUUCCAUACCGAGGCGGAGGCACUCGAAAAGGCUAACGACACUGAAUAUGGUCUCUAUGCCGCAGUCUUUACGAAGGAUAUCAACCGGGCGAUGCGGUUUGCGAAGGGGCUGGAGGCGGGAACCGUCGGUGUCAAUUGUACAUCGCCCGUCACUGGCCAUGACUUGUCUUUUGGAGGAUGGAAGUCCAGCGGAGUUGGACGAGAAGGUCUACUUGACAGCAUCAGCGCCUUUUUAGAACAUAAGUCUGUCCUGAUCAAGAUAGAAUAG